Messenger RNA from Aspergillus alliaceus, 426 nucleotides. RefSeq lists its product as uncharacterized. The coding region runs from base 1 to 426 and encodes 141 amino acids. The transcript has 3 exons. Lineage: Eukaryota; Fungi; Ascomycota; Eurotiomycetes; Eurotiales; Aspergillaceae. The record is from RefSeq and is a predicted model, not a curated record.
AUGAAGUUCUUCACUGCUGCCGCUCUCUUUGUUGCCACCGCCAUGGCCUACCCACCUAACAGUAACAACGGUAACGGUAACGCUGUCUCCAAGACCGAUGUCAAGCAGAUUCAGGUUCUUGAGGACCGCUGCAAGCAACAGCAGAAGGCUACCAUGUGCUGUGACGAGUUCACCCAGAAGAACACUGUCUCGAGCGGUGGCCUCCUCAACAACUUCCUCAGCGGACUCGACCUGAAGGACGCCGCCAACCUUGCCCUUGUCCAGAACCUCCUCGCAGGUGAUGGCGGCCAAUGCCGCGGCGUUGCCACUCUCCUCGACGGCAACUGCGCCAACAAGGCUGCCUGCUGUGACCAUAUCGAGAAUGGUGAUCAGAACGGCCUCGUCAACGUUGGGGUCCCCAUCAACUGCGUUGCCCUCCCUCUCUAA